GGCCCCUGGCCACACCGGGGAGGUCGAGAAAAAAUGCCAGCUUCUCUAAGAAAACUGCAGCAAAUGGCUGUUUUCAUGGGACUGUUCAGCGGCGGGGGAUGCAUCGUGAUGUAUAAUCUUAUGCAAAAAAGUUUUGCCAGGACCCAGUACUAUCAGCAGGCUUUGGAGCAACUGAACAGCAAUCCCAAUGCCCUGGAAGCCCUGGGUGCCCCCCCUCUCAAGGUUCACAACAUCCGACUGAUGGAUGGGAGUAACCGUGUGGACACAGAAAGAGCACAGAUCAAGCUACCAGUGUCUGGAGCAAAAUCAGCAGGGGACCUCUGUAUUAACUCAGAGAUGGACCACUCCCGUCAAUGCUGGUGCCUUCAGGAUGUCACCUUGAAACUGAGGGAUGGUCAGAGAAUUCCUGUUUACCACUCCCCGGUGGAAAGCAUUAGUGUGCAAGAAGGCUAA
Messenger RNA from Opisthocomus hoazin, 453 nucleotides. The record is from RefSeq and is a predicted model, not a curated record. NCBI's taxonomy places the organism in Eukaryota, Metazoa, Chordata, Aves, Opisthocomiformes, Opisthocomidae.